AUUCCUCCCUGCACCUCCUCCCACCCAACCCAUCUCUCCUCCUCUUUCUCUUCCCCCAUCGUAAUUAUGGAUUAGACCAAACAAAAAAAACCCAGUACUCCGUCGACUCUUACCUCCCUCACUCAUCCCCAAUUCUCGUCCCGGAGCUCUAAUCCCCACCGCCUCCGAUUCACUCCCCCGCCGCCGGUUUCGGACCGCCUGAUCGCGAAAUUCAUACGAGUUGAAUAUGGAGCAGCAUGUGCAUUAUUUGGAGGCAAGGCAAGUUGUUUGACCGGACUGUGAGUUGAACUAGAAGCUCGUGUCUGGUAUAAGAAUCAAGCUCACAUGGUUUCGCCAGGGGAGGAUGUAACGGAUGAAGUUGCAACUGAUAAAGUACCGAAGAAAAAGAAUGUUGAUACUGAAAGCUGUGUGACACCACAUCAAACACCAACUAAUGGGGUCUGUCCGUUGAAGUCAGAUGAGAAAGGAAGUGCUCCAUCUGAAGUACAUAAUGAAGCAUUGCAGGUGCUUUAUGGGGGUAUUACUGCAUUGGAAUCAAUUCAAGAAGGAAGUGUUUCCUCAUUAACAUCUGAGAAAGCAUUGCUGACACCUGAGACUCGUGCUCUUGUCUUGCAACCUGGUCAUGAAGGAAGCACUUCAGUUAGAGUGCGUGUGAAACCAUUAGAUGAUGGUUAUAACUGGAGGAAAUAUGGCCAGAAACUUGUUAGGGGAAAUAUAUAUGUACGAAGUUACUACAGAUGUACCCAUCCUAAAUGUGACGUGAAGAGGCAAGUUGAACGCGCCCAUAAUGGGCAGAUAACAGAUACCGUUUACUUUGGCCAGCAUGAACAUCCUAAACCUCAACUGAGUGUCCCUAUAGCUGUUGGUUUUGCUGUGUCUGUUGGUGAAGAUAAAGCAGAGCAGCUGUUGUUAACCAGUGGUGAAGAUAAACCGUUGGAGGCGCAUGGCAACACAUCUAACAGCACGGAGCCAGUAGAACCCCUUCAGCAUUCAAAUGCUGCAGAGAAUGAAGCUGUGCAGGGUGUUCUCUCUCUAUCUAAUAGAACAAGAGAUGGUGAUCCAGACCCAAAAAGACAGAAGAAGGAAAAACAUAAUGGAAACUACGUUCUGAUAAAUAAGCCAACUCGUCAACCGCGUGUUGUUGUUCAGACUAUGAGUGAGGUUGAUAUUGUCAAUGAUGGGUACAGAUGGCGCAAAUAUGGGCAAAAAUUAGUAAAAGGAAAUCCAAAUCCCAGGAGUUACUACAGAUGCUCACAUCCUGGAUGUCCUGUUAAGAAACAUGUCGAGAGGGCAUUUAAUGAUUCAAAAGUGGUCAUGGCCACAUAUGAGGGGCAACAUGACCAUGAUGUGCCCCCCUCAAGGAUUGUCACACCUAAUACUGCAGCAUCAAAUGUGUUGCCAGCAGCCCAGAUUAAUGACCCUGGAACCAAAGUAGAAGAGUAUGCUGCCAGACAUGUUACUGGGACAUGUGCUUGCCCACAAUGUGAAGUUAAACCAAUCGAGCAACCUGGUCUCGAGCCAAGAACUAAAUCACCAAGGAUAGAUGCUGCUGCCUCUAGUACGGUUGCUGAUUCUGAUUUGGGUACUGAAAGAAAAUCAAAUGAACAAUUGAUUGGUAAAGAGUGUGUCCGAGAAGAAGGUGACCCCCCUGAUACUAUUGGUUGCAGAGCAAAUAAACUGCAGAAUGGCGAGGCAGGGAGUAUUCCAUCAGAGCAAGAAAAGCAAAAGCCAAAAGCGCAACCUGUUCAAGGUUAACUUGCCAUGCUCCGUUGAGAUUCAUCUGGACUCUAAAUAAUGUAUUUAUGUACCGGAACACAUUCUGCCAUAGUUGUUUAUCUUAUUCUUCUUCCUAUAUUUUCCUUUUGGGAGAGGAACACCUUUAGGCAGGUACUAUUGGCUGGAGGGUAGGACUGUAGGAGUUGAUGAAAUGAAACUGAUGUAUGUCAGUGUCACAAGUGUGUAAAUUGUCUAGAUUAAAUAAACUCAAUAUGUAGGUCAUUAGACUGGUGACGCGGGAGCACCCAAGUAUGAGGGCUACGGUUAGUGUAGUAGUAUCCUGUAAACUUAGCAAUUGGAUCGAAAUUCUGUAGCUUCAAGGAUUUGUGAAGAUGAAUGUAUGCUGAAGACUUGCAGAAUAUGCCGAUUAGUUGAGAUUGUUAUUAGUUGAAUGGAUUUAACUUCCAAUGGUAUAAUUUGAAUCAGUUUGGUUUCUAGA
Messenger RNA from Argentina anserina (silverweed cinquefoil), 2215 nucleotides. Its product is annotated as WRKY transcription factor 1. The record is from RefSeq and is a predicted model, not a curated record. Gene Ontology annotation, molecular function: DNA-binding transcription factor activity; sequence-specific DNA binding. The transcript is spliced from 5 exons. The coding region runs from base 325 to 1755 and encodes 476 amino acids. Gene Ontology annotation, biological process: regulation of DNA-templated transcription. Lineage: Eukaryota; Viridiplantae; Streptophyta; Magnoliopsida; Rosales; Rosaceae.